UGGUGCAUGUGAAAACAGCUAACGUGGAAGAAAAAUGAUUGUACAUGUUCAAAUCUUUCAACAGCUAAAAGAACUAGUUCUCACUCACCAACCAUGGCUUCCACCCUUUCACUACUACUCCUAUCUCUCCCUUUAUUCACACUAUCACACGAGCCCUCCGAUGGCCCGCACGUGCUCCCCGGCACCACCACAUGCCGCGACGUAUGUGGCUCGGUCCCGAUUAAGUACCCGUUCGGCACCGGCUUCGGUUGCGGCCACCCCGAUUUCGCCACAUACGUGAAAUGCAUCGAUAGGACACUUCAAUUCUCGACGGACACUGGCUUCUACACCAUAUCCUCCAUCGACUACACGGCUUCAACACUCAUCGUCACUGAUCCCCUCAUGUCAACAUGCGAUUCGAUGCAAAAUUCCGGUAGCUUUGGCUUAGGUCGUGCCGCACCGUUCCAGUUAACGUCGGAAGAUGUGUUCGUGCUGUUGGGCUGUUCGACGUCAUCGCCGGUUUUCGACUCUGAUGAGGAGCUGUGCGAUACCGGGUCUUCGAAUCUCUGCAGAGGGAUAUAUUCAUGUAGAGGUGUAACGGGGAUUGGGCUGGUGCCUAAUGGGCCUAUUUCUACUUGUUGUGUUUACAAGCCGCAGAGUGGGGUCAGCUCAGGGUAUCAGUUGGAUCUUCCGAAGCUACAAUGCUCGUCGUAUACGUGCUUGUAUGGGUUCGGUGGGAAUGAGGGAGAUCCAACACGGUGGAAUUAUGGGAUAUCGUUGCAAUUUAAUGGGUCUUAUCUAACGGACGCAUGUAAUGAGUGUGAGACGAGCGCUGGUGUGUGUGGAUUCAGGGACUUGGAUCGGUCGUUCGUUUGCGUGUGCCGUAAUGGGGUGAACACGACCACGAAUUGCUAUGGACAAGGGUAUGCAUGGAGCGGGACAUGUAAGCAAAAGUGGGACACAAUAAUGGGUAUCCUAGGGUUCUUCCUCCUCGUGGGACUCUUUCUCUAAAGGUUCAUGAAGGAUCACUCAUCAGCUUCUAAACAUGGCAAAUCCAUUAAAAGAAGAAAGAACUUUUAUCAAGUACCAAGGAUAGCUUUGUGUUGGCUUUUAGCUAGACAUGAGCUUCUUGUAUUUGAGUGAGGUGAUCAGUAAGGACAGGUUUGGGUGGAGGGCCAAUCCAGCAAAGUUAUUAGAUGGGCUUUGCAUGGGAUUGAACCAUCGGGUGAAGUAUUUUUGACAUAACUCGAUCCAUUUCAUCUAGGUUAAACACUUCGUUUACUUAUGCAAGAGGGAAGUGAAUGCGGUGGCUUGUGAUUUGUCGGUGGCGGGGCAGCCUGCCCCAAGUUUUAUAUUUUGCAUUUCCAGGUUUCUGAUGGAAGUCUCUUUGUUGCUUGUUCAAGGAAAAAAAGAAAAGAAAAUAGCUCUUCUUAACAUAAAUGGUGCAGUAGUUCUUCUAAGUAUAUUGAGAUAUUGGAAGACAAAUUUGCAGUAGCAGCAAUAACAUACCAUGGGCUAGACUCCUAUCUUUGUGUA
Molecule: messenger RNA, 1515 nt
Organism: Magnolia sinica
Lineage: Eukaryota; Viridiplantae; Streptophyta; Magnoliopsida; Magnoliales; Magnoliaceae
Exons: 3
Coding region: 94-990 (298 amino acids)
Molecular function (GO): polysaccharide binding
Source: RefSeq, a predicted model, not a curated record